Molecule: messenger RNA, 2214 nt
Organism: Saccharomyces kudriavzevii IFO 1802
Lineage: Eukaryota; Fungi; Ascomycota; Saccharomycetes; Saccharomycetales; Saccharomycetaceae
Gene: ALK1
Product: protein kinase ALK1
Exons: 1
Coding region: 1-2214 (737 amino acids)
Biological process (GO): intracellular signal transduction; mitotic cell cycle
Cellular component (GO): nucleus; cytoplasm
Molecular function (GO): histone H3T3 kinase activity
Source: RefSeq, a predicted model, not a curated record
AUGGAUUUUGAAACGUCGUUCGAGGAAUUCGUCGAGGACAAACGGUUCAUCGCCUUAGAGGUAUCUGAUAAUGAUGACGAUUAUGACACUGAUCUAACUGCAGAUACCACCGAUGAGCUCGAGAGUUCGGUCGCUUUAAAUAUCAAAAACUGCAAAGCACCUUUGAACGGUACUACCGGCCAUAAUACACCAAGGAAGACAAAUAGCAAUUCCAAAAAGCGAUGGUCUUUGUUAUCUAAUCAUUCUACUGUCUCGUCAUCCAAAUCAAAGAAGAGAUGGUCAGUGCUUUCUUCCAGUUUUACCAGUGAGUCCCACAAGGAUAGAGAACCAAGAGGCUCUUUGCAGCAGAAGAGAAAGUCUUUACAAAGUUACUCGAGUUUAGAUACGGUGGCUUCCAGUAGUUCUAUGUCCGCUUCUUCGUCUUUGAAACAAUCGUCCACUGGACUAUCCCUCAGGCAAUUGUUUACCAAGAUAGGCAUCAAUGAUGAAGUGCCACAACCUGGGGUCGGAAUCGCAGAAGGUAAAGAAAACUUACCUCCAAUUUUGGACAAAAAAACUUCACCGAUUGCACCUAUUGGUUCAGAAAACAGAAUUAGAACGCCAUUGAAGCCGCUUGUUAACCAGCCGAGAAGGUCAACUCUCCAACAUCAACAACAGCAUCAACAACAACAACAACCAUUGUACAACGCGUCGUUAGCGUCAAGAAGGUCAUCGAUUUCUUCCACUGCCUCUUCUGCCAGUUCUUCCAAAUGGAAGUUUUGGAAGAGAGAUAAGAAUAUGCUGCCCCCCACAUCGCAAGCUGAUCAUCAUUCCUUUGCAGCAAUGAACCGUCGUGGUUCCAUGACGCUUGUUGAACCAAGGAUUAAGGUCAAACAUAAGUCAUCCUUCUCAGAAUUCCAUAAGGCUAUUUUCAACUCAAAUACAUACUCUGAAAGUAGCGAUACAGUAUCAUCUAUGGAAACGACCAUGAAAAAUAAAGCCUCCUCCUCGAGUUUGUCAUUGAACGUGUUGAAGAAAAGAAGUUCACAAUCAAGCUUGAAACACAAGAGUUCACAUGCAUCCUUACAGAAAUUCAAGAGAAACAAGGGGAAGCCUUCCAUUAUGGCAUCAUCCACAGUAACCAGUAGUAGCAACGAUGACUCCUGUAGUUACAGUUCCAAGAGUUCUACGUUGAGUCACCGAAUUUCGUUACCUAUACCAGACCAAGUGUCGCGUGAUAAAAUAAAGAAUAAGUUAAGAAAUUCAAACUCUUUGCUCUCCUUAAACUCCAAAACAUCUCCGCCGAUUAAUAAAAAUGACCAAGAUGAAUCGUUUUUAAGACAGAUCUUGCAGAAUUGCGAUAUAAAGAGAAUUUUAAAUCCCGCGAAGGGGGAUAUGUUGCCUUUAAUUAAUGACGUAAAUCAUUUGUCAUCGAUCCAGUUAACAUCACAUGUUUGGCAAAUUGGUGAAUUAAUUUGCAAGAAAGUAGCCCUUGGUUCUAUUGAUGACGUUACAUCGGAUAGGAAGUCUUUAUCUUUACAAGAACUGCAAAAAUUCAAAAUAAUGAAUCGAAAAUUUAAUGGUAUACCACAAUUAUUGAAAAGCUUUGUCGUAAAAGAGGCAAAUAACACUUUGUUUCUGUAUUUCUUGUUCAAAGAUCACGGUACUCCAGUUUCGUUGAUCUCACUGAAAAAUUGGAAGCAAAUUAUGAAGAUAUUUUGGUCUUGUGUGGGAAUAAUUCACGGCUUGGAAACAAAUCUAAAAUUUGAACACCGCAAUUUAAGUUUGGAUAAUAUUUUAAUUGAUGGUAAUGGGAAUAUAACGAUUAUUGAUUUCAAAUGUAGUAGAUUACAGACUCCCGAAGAUGAUGUUUUGUGUCUACGGUUGGAUCAUCCACUUUUUUUCCCUGAUGGCAACGACAAGAACAAGAUAAAUGAAUACCAAUAUCAAUUCGAGUUUGAAGUUUAUCAAAGUAUGCGAAUCUUAUUGAACAUGGAUUCGAAAGCCUUUGAACCAAUAACAAAUUUGUAUUGGCUAUAUUACUUGUCACGAGUUUUAUUAAAAUUAGGUGAUAGAAAGCUUGGUAAGAAUGAUAUAAAUAGAGAUAAAUUGGCUAAGGUGGUGAGUCAUUUGGAAGUAAACUUGGCGGUUUAUAAGAGAGGCGGACAAUUAUCCAAUAGAUUGGAGACAGCGGACAUUAAGAAUACGGGAGAUUUACUAAGACUAUAUGAAUGA